AGCCAUUUUCAUUACCGAAACGUUACCAACAAUCGUAAAUAAACUAAUAAAAUAUUUCUCCUGCACACAGAUUACCGUUGCUACUUUCAUCACUCUCAUCGGCUUUACUGCCAACACCGGCUAUGGCGCCCCGCAAGAACAGGGAUACAACUACCUCACCCCAACGACCCCUACCCCUCCCUCCUAUAGCUACGGUUACACCGUAGACGAAGUUGACAACGAGAGGCAGCCGGUCAAAUUUGGCCACCAGGAGAGCCGCAGCGGUCCUCAGACGACUGGGACGUACUACGUCCUCUUGCCCGACGGCCGAGUGAUGACCGUCAAUUAUUACGCGGACGAGACGGGAUUCCAUCCGACUUAUUCCUUCCACGGGCAGGCUGCUUAUCAACAAGCUGCUGCUCCUGCAGCGCCUACGCAGCUCUACAGUCCUCCCAGCGGAGAACAAGCAGCUUUGGCAACACCCCAGCAUCAGCAGCAGGUCGUUAGCCUACCUGCAGCUGCACAGGUAGUCUUAGUAAGACCAAGGCAGCAAGCCAUCAGCCUACCUGCAGCUGCACAGGCAGUCUUAGCAGCACCAAGGCGACAGCAGCAGCAGGUCAGUCUACCUGCAGCUGCGCAGGUAGUACGAGCUAAGCCACAGUUGCAAUACAGUCUUCCUGCAGCUGUCCAGGCAGUUCUGGCAGAACCGUCCCAGCUGUAUCAUACUCGCAGAGGAUAGUGAAUUCACUACCUUGGAUCUGAUCCCUCAGGACGCAAUGAGAUAUUUGCACUCUUCACCCUUCUCUGACUUAUAGUCCUAUGAUCAAACAAUGUUCAUUUUGAUAGGCCUACG
This is a messenger RNA of Macrobrachium nipponense, 832 nucleotides long. RefSeq lists its product as uncharacterized. NCBI's taxonomy places the organism in Eukaryota, Metazoa, Arthropoda, Malacostraca, Decapoda, Palaemonidae. The transcript has a single exon. Bases 314 to 718 code for a protein of 134 amino acids. The record is from RefSeq and is a predicted model, not a curated record.